Messenger RNA from Aedes albopictus (Asian tiger mosquito), 474 nucleotides. RefSeq lists its product as uncharacterized. The transcript has a single exon. The coding region runs from base 1 to 474 and encodes 157 amino acids. Lineage: Eukaryota; Metazoa; Arthropoda; Insecta; Diptera; Culicidae. The record is from RefSeq and is a predicted model, not a curated record.
AUGUUGGAACCGGAACGGCGCCACACCGAGAAGCGGUCGGCAUCACCGAAGAAGGAGUGCCACAAUGAAAACCUCCCUUCGAAGAAGAGACGAUCAUCGGAGGGCUCUUCGAAGGAGGAGAGGAGUGAGAAAAAAUCAUCAAAGCACAGGGAAGAGAAGGAGCAGCGAGAAUCACCGAAACACAAGGAAGAAGGCGGACAGAAGCAACCGAAACACAUCGCACAGGAAAAGGACUCAUCCAGGCACAAGCAUAAGAGGGAUCGACCAUCGGUAUCGGAGCGCAGGGACCAAGAAAAACAAAACGAGAGGAAAAGAUCUUCUGCGGGUAUGAACGAAGCUGACCUGAAGCGGUACCAGCUGUCCGAUGAAUAUUUGUUUGGCGAGAAAAUAGAGCUAGAGCCCACCGGGAAGAAAAAUGACCAAUCCGGAAAAUUUCAGAAAGAGGUACGGAUGAAACUCUCGCGAGUGAUUUGA